Danio aesculapii is the source of this 6399-nucleotide messenger RNA. It is a transcript of the gene aass, whose product is annotated as aminoadipate-semialdehyde synthase. The transcript is spliced from 24 exons. The record is from RefSeq and is a predicted model, not a curated record. Gene Ontology annotation, molecular function: saccharopine dehydrogenase activity. The coding region runs from base 268 to 3075 and encodes 935 amino acids. Lineage: Eukaryota; Metazoa; Chordata; Actinopteri; Cypriniformes; Danionidae. Gene Ontology annotation, cellular component: cytoplasm.
CUAAGCAGAAACAAAUAAAUGUGCUGUAAUAUAUACCACAUGGAUCGGGCUAGGUAGCGCCACACUGUUUACCUGAAGUCGUGAAACUGGUCAAUCCUGUGGCGUUACUCUUCCGUGCCAUUUACUUUUACGCGACACAGUUAGUCGUCAUUGCUGCACUGAGUUUAUAUAUAAACCUACUGUGCAUAUCACUUCUACCUUAUGUGAUUAUUCAGCCUGCUCCACGCUGUAGACCACAGAAAACUCCUUAAAUCUAAGAGCACAGUCAUGCUUCGUCUUGUGAGGAGCCAGGGCAGAGGUUUUAGGGUCUGCAUGUGCUGUCAGCGGAGGUCUCAGCAUAACCACCAGAAUCACAAAAGUGUGAUUGCCAUCCGGCGUGAGGAUGUCAAUGUGUGGGAGAGACGUGCGCCCCUUGCCCCACGACACGUCAGGGAGAUCACAGCGGCUGGGCACAAGGUGCUCGUGCAGCCUUCCAACAGACGAGCCAUCCAUGACAGAUACUAUGAAAAGGCAGGCGCUGUUAUCCAGGAGGACAUCUCGGAAGCGUCUCUCAUCGUUGGUGUGAAAAGGCCCCCAGAAGAAAAGGUGUACCCUCGAAAGACCUACGCCUUCUUCUCUCACACAAUUAAAGCACAAGAGGCAAACAUGGGACUCCUAGAUGACCUUCUUAAAAAGGAAGUUCGACUCAUUGAUUAUGAAAAGAUGGUGGAUGCUAAUGGGUACAGAAUUGUAGCAUUCGGACAGUGGGCUGGUGUUGCAGGAAUGAUUAACAUUCUGCAUGGUCUGGGUCUGCGUUUCCUUGCCCUUGGACACCACACACCAUUUAUGCACAUUGGUAUGGCACACAACUACAGAAAUGUCAGCCAGGCCAUCCAGGCAGUAAGGGAUUGUGGAUAUGAAAUAUCUUUAGGUCUGAUGCCCAAGUCCAUAGGCCCUCUUACAUUUGUGUUUACCGGCACCGGCAAUGUGUCCAAGGGCGCUCAAGACAUUUUCAACGAGCUCCCAUGUGAGUACGUGGAACCUCAUGAACUGAAAGAAGUCUCUUUGAGUGGAGACUUGACGAAAGUGUACGCCACAGUGAUCAGCAGACAUCACCACCUGAUGAGGAGGAGUGACGGACUCUAUGACCCCCUGGAGUAUGAAAAUCACCCUGAGCUCUACACGUCACACUUCAGGGAAACUGUGGCCCCUUAUACAACUUGUCUAAUAAACGGUAUAUACUGGGACCCUCAUACACCCAGACUACUGAGGAGACUUGACGCUCAGCGGCUGAUUAGACCUGUUAUAACUACAUCAUCAUCAGCUGAUUAUGGCUGCCCUGGUCUUCCCCACAAGUUCUUGGCAAUUUGUGACAUUUCUGCAGACACCGGUGGCUCCAUUGAGUUCAUGACUGAGUGUACAACUAUUGAGAAACCUUUUUGCAUGUAUGAUGCCAACCAGCAUAUUGACCAUGACAGUGUUGAAGGUAAUGGCAUUCUCAUGUGCUCCAUUGACAACCUGCCUGCCCAGCUUCCCAUUGAGGCCACUGAGUAUUUUGGUGACCGGCUGUUCCCUUACGUUAUGGAGAUGCUCCCAUCAGAUGCCACCAAACCACUGGAGGAAGAGGAUUUCUCUCCACAAGUCAGAGAUGCUGUAAUCACAUCCAACGGGAAGUUGACACCUAAGUUUGAAUACAUUCAGAAACUUCGAGAAAGGAGGGAAUCGGAGCAGAUCCUAAAGAAAGGCGGAAUGAAGCGGGUGCUUUUGCUGGGUGCAGGCUAUGUGUCUGGGCCAGUUAUUGAGUAUCUCACCAGGGACGCCGGCACUCAGGUCACAGUGGCAUCAAAUCUGUUGAAUCAAGCUGAAGACAUGGCAACCAGAUACCCCAACACCAUCGCUGUGAUGCUGGACAUCACCAGCCAGGAAGGCCACCUCGAGUCUCUGAUUAAAGACCACGACAUCGUCAUCAGCAUGCUGCCAUACUCCUUUCAUCCACAAGUAGCCAAGCACUGCAUUAAAAUGAAAGUGAACAUGGUGACCGCCAGUUACUUGAGUCCAGCCAUGAAAGAGCUUCAGAAGAGUGCUGAGGAUGCUGGCAUCACCAUCGUCAAUGAGAUGGGUCUGGACCCUGGCAUUGAUCACAUGUUGGCCAUGGAGUGCAUCGACCAGGCCAAGGCAGACGGUUGCACUGUUGAGUCUUACAGCUCGUUCUGUGGUGGGCUUCCUGCCCCAGAGUGCUCAGACAACCCACUGCGUUAUAAGUUCAGCUGGAGUCCAUACGGUGUCCUGCUCAACACUAUCAGUCCUGCCAUCUACCUGAAAGACAAUCAGAUUGUCAGUGUUCCUCCUGGAGGUGCUCUCCUGGAUGCCACAAAGGAGAUGGACUUCAUGCCUGGUUUCAACCUGGAAGGCUUCCCCAACCGGGACAGCACCAAGUACGCCGAGCCGUACGGCAUUGAGUCUGCGCACACACUGAUCAGAGGAACUUUGCGCUUCAGGGGCUUUUCCUCUGCAAUGAGUGGCUUUGUGAAAUUAGGACUCAUCAACACAGAGCCAUGUCCACUGUUGGACCACACCGCUUCCCCUGUUUCAUGGAAAGAGCUUCUCUGUAAGCAGAUUGGCUUGUCCACUAGUGUGAGCAACAGUGUGUUUGAGGAUGCUGUUUAUGAGCGAAUCGGUAAAGACGACUUCAGAAUGCAGAGUCUCAAAUGGCUCGGGCUGCUUAGUGAAGAGCCAGUUCCUCAUGCCGAAACCAUCUUAGCAGCGGUUGCUAAGCAUCUGGAGGCUAAACUUUCUUUCGACAAGGGUGAGCGCGAUAUGAUCAUCAUGAGGAAUGAUGUUGGAAUCAGACACCCAACAGGCGAGCUGGAGACCAAGCACAUCAGUCUGGUGGUUUACGGGGAUCCCAGUGGAUACUCGGCCAUGGCCAAAACUGUGGGCUACCCUGCAGCCAUUGCCGCCCACAUGGUGCUCAACGGUGAACUGACAACUAAGGGGCUUGUGGUGCCGAUGGUGAAGAGCAUCUACAGUCCUGUUCUGAAGAGACUGCAGGACGAGGGUCUCCAGUUUAUCACCAAGAGCAGCGUAUCAGAGUAACACAUUCACCUGAGAUCUCACUCACUCUAAAUCGUGAGUGUGUCACUAAACUGUUAGCAGAUGAUAAAUUACUGCUCAUAUUCCACAACGAACGGUCCCAGAUCAUGAACUUGCCUUGACUGUGUAAAGUUAGAGAUGAUCCAAUGGGUAAUAACUUUAUCUUCAAACUUGAAUCUGAAAAGUAGAUUUUGUUAGUCAACAGCGAGUGUCCAUUUUUUUUAUUAGUGUUGUCAUACAUCAGGAGAAUUGUUCUGACCUGCGCAGUGUUGGGUAAAGUUACCUUUACAAUCUUACUCUUCAAAAUAAAUGGUAACACUUUUUAGUUCAGGUCACAAUUCAUGCAAUUAACUACUGGCUUAUUACCUAUCUAAUAUUAAGAUAUUAACGGUUCAUUAGUAGUUUAAAAGUAUGGUCUAAUUCUGUAACACUUUGUAGUAACUACACACUAUGAAUAAUUUAUUAAGCAUUAGCAAAUAGAGAAUUCAUUAUUUGUUAAGCAUUAACUCUAAAUUAAGAGACGUUAGUAAGCAGUUUAUAACUGCAGAUACAAAUGCUAUAAUCUUGACUUAAAAUGUGCUUAAUAACUGUUCUUUCAUGCUUAGUUACUGAUUAAUUUUUCAUGACUAAAUUAAGUAUCGCAUUAUUUACAAAUUAUUUGUAUUUAAGAGUAAUUGGUGGUUUUUAAGGUCCUUCAGAAUGAGUUAGUAAAUGAUUAAUAAACUAUUCAAAUCAACAUUUAUAUCUUAUUAUUCAGGCACAUACUAAUAGUCAAUUUGUGUGUUCAUAAAUGCUUUAUUAACUCAACUUAAUCCAGUUUUGUGACCCAAAGUGAGGACUAUUUAAACUUUAUAAAUCCCUUAUAAUUGACAAUUGAAGGCUUAGUUUCAGAUUAACAAUACUCUUUGCAAUCUUAUCUAAAAAGUCUAAUUAUUGUGAAGUUUAAACAUUGCUGAAUAACAGUAGUGUCAAAAUAUAACAUAAAAUUGGAUAAAACAACAACAAUAUAAUAAUUAAACAAUAUAUUAUGAUACAACAUUAUAAUGUUAUUUAGCGAUGUUUAAACUGCACUGUCAUUUUAUUUUAGUUAAGAUUGCAAAGAUUUAUUAUUUAUUCAAAAGAAUAGAAAUGAAUAAAGCCGUUUAUGUUCUUUUUUUUCCUGUUUAGAAUAGAACCGAGACUUUAAUUGUCAUUUACAAGGGUUUUACAAAGCAUAAAUAGUUUAGAUUAGGUCACAAAACUCGAUGAAGUUGAGUUAAUUAAGUAUUUAUUAACAUAUAACUAUUAAUGUAUGCCUGAAUUAUAUGAUAUAUAAAUGUUAAUUUGAUUAGUUUGUUAAUCAUUUACUUACACAUUCUGAAUAAUAUUUAAAAACCAGCAACUACUCUCGAAUAACUGGUUUGUAAAUGAUGCGAUUACUUAUUUUAUUAAUGAAAAAAUGAUAAUUAACAAAGCAUGAAAAUACAAUUAUUAAGCACAUUAUACAUGUGCUUAUAAGUCAAGAAUAGAGCAGUUGUAUCUGCAGUUAUAAACUCCUUACUAACGUAUAUUAAUUUACAGUUAAUGCUUAACAAAUAAUGAAUUCAUUAGAUACUAAUGCUUAAUAAAUGAUUCAUAGUGUGUAGUAAUUAUAGUGUUACCUCUAAUUCUACAUGCCUAAUCCUACCCAAAACCUAAACCGAACUACUACCUUACUAACCAAUGAUAAGCGGUUAAUUAGUAGUUUAUUAAGCUAGUAGUGGUAGAUAAUGGUUUGUUAAUACCAUGAAUUGUGACCUAAACUAAAGUGUUACUUUAGUUCACUUUAUAAUUACUCCACGCUAAGAACCAUUUAUUAAGCAUUAGCAAAUAGUGAAUUAAUUAUUUGUUAAGCAUUAACUCUUGAUUAAUAGAUGCUAAUAAAUGCUUAAUUAACUCAACUUCAUCCAGUUUUGUGACCCAAAGGGAGGACUUUUUAUACUUUAUAAAUCCCUUAUAAAUGUCAAUUAUUGGCUCAGUUAUGUUCUAAACGGGAAAAAAAAGAACAAACGACUUUAUUCAUUUUUAUUCAUUUGAUAAAACUGUAUCGAAGAAAAAUAAGUAUUUGCAAUCUUAACUUUUAAACAGCUAAACAUCAUUUAAAUUGUUUAAACUUAGCUAAAUAACAUUGUAAUGUUGUAUCAUAUUACAAUGUUCAAUUAUUAUAUUGUCGUUGUUUGUUUGUUUUUUAUCCAACCUAGUUAUAUUUUGACACUUCCGUUAUUCCGCAGUGUUUAAACGUUUAGUAAUUUUAUUUUUUGGAUAGGAUUGCAAAGAUUAUGGUUAAUUUGAUGCUAAUUUAAUUGUCAUCUAUAACGGAUUUAUAAAGCAUAAAUAGUCCUCACUAGAUUAGGUCACAAAACUGCAUGAAAUUUAGUUAAUAAAGCAUUUAUUAACAUGCAAAUUAAUUAUUAAUAUAUGCCUAAAUAAUAAGAUGUAUAAACAUUGGUUUCAAUUGUUAAUGUAUCAUUUACUAACUCAUUCUGAAUGAUCUUAAAAACCACCAACUACUCUUGAGUACAAAUGGUUUAUGCAAUACUUCAGUUAGUCAUGAAAAAUCAAUCAGUCACAAAUUAGGAAAGUACAAUGAUUAAGCACAUUAUACAUGUGCUUAUAAGUCAGGAAUACAGCAUUUGUAGCUGCAGUUAUAAACAUUUAUUAAUGCAGAGUUAAUACUUAACAAAUAAUGAAAUAACUAUAUGCUAAUGCUUAAUAAAUGGUUCAUAGUGUGUAGUUAUUAUUAAGUGUUACCAUGUUACCUUAUAAAUUAAUUAAUUAUUUAAUUACUUAACAAGUUGCUGAGUAACAUAUUUAGUUACUUUUAUUUUUUUUAAGUGACUCAAUAUUGUAAUAUAGUAGUUUUUAAAGUACUUUUACCCAACACUGUACCUACGGCAGUGUUACUUUUUCACAAAGCACUUUUAUUCCCCCAGUGAACCGUCCAGUUUCUUAUUUCCGUCAUUGAAAAUGAACUUUAUACAAAGUCAAUAUUGUAAGAAAAGGUUUUAAACAUGAAUGUCUGCUUCAAAAACAUACUGUGGCUUCAUGUAUGCAAACAUGAUGUCAUGUUGGGUACUACUGAUUAAUGUAACCAUUUUCUGUAAAGCAUUUUUACCAUCCUGUAUGCAUUGAAUUAUUUUUUCAUAUUCUCUUUGAAACUGUAUCAUGUUAAGACAUUGAAAUAAUUUCUACAGCCUUGUUAAAGUGUAGUAUAUUUAAAGAGCUCUUUUAAGAGGAACGCUUGUCCAAUAAAACAUUGGCUUUGGAUUUAUCUCCCUUGUUAUGCGUCAAAUAAACAUCUUGAAUAUU